UUUCAGUCAAAGUACGGCGGCGCGCCGGCUCGCGCGCUCGCUGCCUUGAGCCGAGCCUGGUACGAAGGUAUUCAAAGAAAAACCCUUUUCAUCACUAAAAAGAGGCUCCUCCGAGCUUUAUUGGCUCCCAUGCGUGGGUAACACGUGUCAAUUCAACGCGCCGCGGAUGGACGGUAGGCGAAAACUGCGGCAGUGUCUUCCGUUAUACUUGUGAAUGUGAUUGACUGCUUUAAGAGUGUGCAGAUGUUUUGAUGAGGUGGCGCAACCGGAACGCUGUGUAAAUACUAAAUAUUGGUCUAUUCAAGCAAUAACUUAGAAACCCCGUAGUUCUAAAGUCAAAUUCUUCCAUACGUGUAAACUGUGUUGUGUAAAAAUGUGUGUGAACCGUACUGUAGUGUAAAAUGGUGGUAAAAUGCCUGCGCGGUCGUCGUCGAGUUUGAUGCGACCGUUCGUGGUGCUUGCCCUGCCCGGAAUGUAUUUGCUGUAUAAGUACAACCAGUACCGACAGCAGCAGAUGGAGACCGCGCGGCGCCGCGUCACUGAGCGGGAGCUUAUGCACCUUAACACCAAAAUCGAUAAGUUGCUCAAUAAGCUAGAGGAGAAUGAGCCAGAGUUAGCAUCAUCGCCCGAAGAAGAGUGUGUAAUAUGCGUGAACGCGAAAGCGACGAUGCAGACCUCGCCGUGCGGGCACCGCGUGGUCUGCCGCCGCUGCUUCGUGAAGACCAUCCAAAUGGCCGUCAGCCAACGGCUGCUGCCGCUCCGCUGCGUCAUCUGCCGCGCCAAGAUCCUGCGGCUGCGGCAGGCGCCGCGGCUGGUCACUAGCAAAAGCUGGCAGGUGUCAAGUGGCAGCGGCAAAUCAUGGGGCGUGCCGGGCUCCGUCUCCAGUUACUCGGUGGGCGCGCGGUCCGUGCCCGCCUCCGCUUCGCUUUACUCUGUCACCAGCGGCGAGUCUUCCCUCUCCGGAGUGUCUUCCGUAUCGUCAAACAGCGGCGGCGUGAGCGGCGGCUGCUCGACGAAGCUCUGCGGCGGCGCCAAGUGCGGUGGAGCCUGUCUGGGCGCCGUGCCGCGUGCCUCGGCCCCUGCCACCGCCCCGCCGAGAGCUAGGCAGCCGGCCUCUAAUUCGCUGCGGCGGUCGCAGCACCAUAGCAUGAAGGCCCGCCUACAAGACUACCAAGUGCACAGCUACACGGGCGGGCCGGGGCCGGCGGGGGAGCCCUCGGGCCGGCUGCCCCCCAUCCGCGAAUUCCAGCGCGAGUUCCGCGAGGGCCGCCGCGAGAGCGCCGCCGCCUCCGCCUCCACUAGGAUAAGAUGCGCCCAAAAAAUAGUAACACAGUUAGAAACGUCACCGCAAAAAAACAAGGACCACUUCUUUCGACCGCUCAAAGCGCCGAGCAAAGACGACCCGCCCAAAUCCAGAGAUCCGAGCAAAGAGACUGAACGGAAAAAAGAUAACCCCAAAACUAAGCCCAAAAAAGAAGAUAAGAAAAAGAAAGACGAAGAGUCUACAAAUCAAGAAGAUAAGAACAAGAAAGAUGAAAGCACUGACAACAGAAAGAACGAGAUAGCGGAGCGGAAGAAGGAAGAGAAACUAAGGCUUAAAGCGGAAAAGGAAGCUAAGAAAGAAGCGAACAGGCUGGCUAAAGAGGAAGAGAGACAAGCUAAACUCUUAGCCAAAGAAGAAGAACGUCAGGCCAAACUAUUAGCGAAGGAAGAAAAGAAGAAAGCCAAGAAGGAAGCAAAGCUCGCGGCGCAAGCGGAGAAGGAGAAAAACAAAUGAAGAACCGUUUAAAUUUUUACAACGUAGUACAUGUAGCCGUCUAGAAACUAGAUUCGAGUAUUGUUAUGGAGGGAAUCGUAAAACAAUUUUAAUAGAACGUAUUCAACAAUACUAAUAGUCCAUAAUACACAAUUAUGAUUAACUACAAUAACAAAUAGGACGUAAUAAUAAACCGUGAGAUGUUUUUUACGUUACUUCAUAAAUCGUUGCUUUAAUACUCAAUCAUAGGACUUUAAUUUAUUUAUACUUUUGUUACAAGCAGAAAACUGCUAUUUAAAUUAGGAAAGUUUAGUUGUAAGAUCUUUAAUUACGAGAAGCAAUCUAA
Messenger RNA from Cydia fagiglandana, 2102 nucleotides. Its product is annotated as inner centromere protein A. Gene Ontology annotation, biological process: protein autoubiquitination. The transcript is spliced from 8 exons. Gene Ontology annotation, molecular function: ubiquitin-protein transferase activity. The coding region runs from base 413 to 1777 and encodes 454 amino acids. NCBI's taxonomy places the organism in Eukaryota, Metazoa, Arthropoda, Insecta, Lepidoptera, Tortricidae. The record is from RefSeq and is a predicted model, not a curated record.